AUGUCGACAUGUGUCUGCCUGCGCCUACCUAUGUCUAUAUUACCGACAUCCACUCUAUCUGACAGUAUACUAAAUUUCACCGAAGUCUACAAACAUCAAGUCGAUCAUAUGCAACUUCUACCGAAAUAUCAGAUUUUCGCAAUUAUCGUGCUUCUUAUCUACCUUAUCCCUUCAAUCACAUUCGUCCUCUCCGUAACCUUAUCAUCUACAUCCACGGCGCAGUGCCAUACGUUAUCAUCAUAUCAUCUUUUGUUCUUUUGCGGAGACCACCCUUCGCCGUCCCACCGAACUCUACGCAUAAUCUAA
Debaryomyces tyrocola is the source of this 306-nucleotide messenger RNA. The record is from the annotation of a GenBank genome assembly. NCBI's taxonomy places the organism in Eukaryota, Fungi, Ascomycota, Pichiomycetes, Serinales, Debaryomycetaceae.